GGGGGGAGGGCGGGGCAGCUCUCGCGAGGCUGAGCCCGGGCUCGCGGGGUUGUCAGCGCGCGAUUGUAGCUGCCUGGCGGCGGGAGAAGUAGCGCUAGAGCCAAAGAACGUGUGUCUGCGCUCGCGUGGUCAUGGAGGCGCUGGGGCUGCCGCCAGCCGCGAAGACUUCAGCCCCCAGCCGGAGCUUCCGGCUGCUGCUGCUGCCACUACUGCUGUUCCUGCUGCUGGCCCAGACUCUGCGGGGCUUGGAGGCAGAGGAGAGGCCCCGAACCCGUGAAGAGGAGUGCCACUUCUACGCGGGGGGACAAGUGUACCCGGGGGAGGCGUCCCGAGUUUCGGCCGCCGACCACUCCCUGCACCUCAGCAAAGCCAAGAUUUCCAAGCCAGCACCUUAUUGGGAAGGAACCGCUGUGAUAAAUGGAGAAUUUAAGGAGCUCAAGUUAACUGAUUAUCAUGGAAAAUACCUGGUUUUUUUCUUCUACCCACUUGAUUUCACUUUUGUGUGUCCAACUGAAAUUAUUGCCUUUGGUGAUAGAAUUGAAGAAUUCAGAUCCAUAAACACUGAAGUGGUGGCAUGCUCUGUCGAUUCACAGUUUACCCAUUUGGCCUGGAUUAACACCCCUCGAAGACAAGGAGGACUUGGACCAAUAAAGAUUCCACUUCUUUCAGAUUUGACCCAUCAGAUUGCAAAGGACUAUGGCGUAUAUCUGGAAGAUUCAGGCCACACUCUUAGAGGUCUCUUCAUUAUUGAUGACAAAGGGAUCCUAAGACAGAUUACUCUCAAUGACCUUCCUGUGGGCAGAUCAGUGGAUGAGACCCUGCGUUUGGUUCAAGCAUUCCAAUACACUGAUAAACAUGGAGAAGUCUGCCCUGCUGGCUGGAAACCUGGUAGUGAAACAAUCAAACCAGAAGAUGCCAUGAAAGCCUGGUGGCCGAGAGAAGAGCUAUAAUCCCAGAUCCAGCUGGAAAACUGAAGUAUUUCGACAAACUGAACUGAAAAUACUUCCUCAGGCCACGAUGCUUGAACGCCUUCAAUAAAAGGCGCCAUGUUGUUACCACA
Molecule: messenger RNA, 1060 nt
Organism: Myotis daubentonii (Daubenton's bat)
Lineage: Eukaryota; Metazoa; Chordata; Mammalia; Chiroptera; Vespertilionidae
Gene: PRDX4
Product: peroxiredoxin 4
Biological process (GO): hydrogen peroxide catabolic process; cell redox homeostasis; response to oxidative stress
Cellular component (GO): cytosol; endoplasmic reticulum
Molecular function (GO): thioredoxin peroxidase activity
Source: RefSeq, a predicted model, not a curated record